This is a messenger RNA of Oreochromis niloticus (Nile tilapia), 3208 nucleotides long. RefSeq names its product gastrula zinc finger protein XlCGF26.1. NCBI's taxonomy places the organism in Eukaryota, Metazoa, Chordata, Actinopteri, Cichliformes, Cichlidae. Gene Ontology annotation, molecular function: DNA-binding transcription factor activity, RNA polymerase II-specific; RNA polymerase II cis-regulatory region sequence-specific DNA binding. The coding region runs from base 779 to 2524 and encodes 581 amino acids. Gene Ontology annotation, biological process: regulation of DNA-templated transcription. The transcript has 3 exons. The record is from RefSeq and is a predicted model, not a curated record.
ACCAAACACAUUUCAACAUUGACAGCAGAUAUGUGAUUAACUUGUUAAUCUUAAUGGCUAAAUGUCAUGUUCACAAAUCCAAAUGUUUAGGAAGACAUCCCUCUUUUUAUGUAUUUUCCUAUGAGCUUGUGCAAUAUCUUAAUUCAAUUAAGAACUCUACUAAUCCAAAAGUUAUAAAAACUAUGGUUGUGUGUAAAAGAAAUGAAGAUCCUUCAAUCAUUCUUUGCUUUAAUCAGUUAAUCUUUUCCCCCUAGCAGGUUCCCCCUGUAGGUUCUGAAUAAUGUUUAUUUGUUUGUUUAUUGUAUACAAUUUUUUGUAAGCAUAACACCUUUAAUAUAGUACUGUUUAAUUCUAGUUUGUAUUGUGCUGAUGUUUGAAUAAAGGUUUGUUAAAAAAAAGAAAGAAGACGAAGAAGCAGGGGGAGGAGACGAAGAAGAAGGGGUGUGCGUACUGUGCUCUUUGCUGUGUCUUUCCACCGUUUUAAAAAUGGGCACUUUUUGAAGAACCCGUUUCAAAGUAUUGUGGAGAAGCGUCGUGUUAAAUCUAAUCGAUGAACGGCUUUUUGUCAGUUCUGACGAGGACAGCUGAGUGAUGUUGUUGGUGAGCUUGGAUUAAAUCAUCUCUAAACAAAGAACUUGUCCUCGUGGUGACUGACUUGGGGAGUGGAGGUCAGUGAGCCCAUUGUCUCUGCUGGUCCGACUCCAGACCAGCUCGCCCCUCCUGAGUCUGAGAGGAGAUCCAGAGAGAAAGAAGUGAAAGCAGGCCGAAAACUCAGCACAUGGAUGAUAUCAGCCAAAAACAUCCAGCACUAGCAAGUAAAGAUGAGCCAGCGGCGAUCCCUGUGGAAAAGACUUGUCCCGCUAUGAAGCAGCCCAGAAGACGCAAGCGCGCCAACAGGGAGGACAGAAGCUUGAGCUGUGAUCAGUGUGGGAAGACCUUUACUCAGCUCGGUAGCUUAAAAUCACAUCAGCUUAUCCACACCGGUGUGAAACCAUUCAGCUGUGAUCAGUGUGGGAAGACCUUUACUCAGCUCAGUAGCUUGAAAACACAUCAGCUGAUCCACACCGGUGUGAAACCAUUCAGCUGUGAUCAGUGUGGGAAGACCUUUAUUCAUAGCUGGAGCUUAAAAACACAUCAGGUCGUCCACACGAAAUUUAAAGCUUUCAACUGUGAUCAGUGUGGAAAGUCUUUUACUCAGAAAGGUCACUUAAAGAGACAUUAUAUGAUCCAUGUUGGAGGUAAAUCAUUUGUCUGUGAUCAGUGUGGAAAGUCUUUUCAGGAUAGAGAUCACUUAGAGAAACAUCAGGGCGUCCACAGUGAAGUUAAACCUUUCAGCUGUGAUCAGUGUGGAAAUUCUUUUACUGGGAUUGAUAGGUUAAAAAGACAUCAGCGCAUCCACAAUGGAGAGAAACCUUUCAGCUGUGAUCAGUGUGGAAAGUCUUUUACUCAGAUGUGUAAUUUAAAAGCACAUCAGCGCAUCCACAAUGGAGAGAAGUCUUUCAGCUGUGAGCAGUGUGGAAAAUCUUUUACUGAUAUUGGUUACCUAAAAAGACAUCAGCUCAUCCACUCUGUUACUAAACAAUUUGUAUGUGGUGACUGUGGAAAAUCUUUUAUUGAUAUUGGUCACCUAAAAAGACAUCAGCUCAUCCACUCUGGUACUAAACAAUUUGUAUGUGGUCACUGUGGAAAGGCUUUUUCUCGCAUGACUAGCUUAAACUCACAUCAGCUCAUCCACUCUGGAGUUAAAUCAUUUGUAUGUGGUCAGUGUGGAAAGUCUUUCAUCCAUAAUACAGAACUACUGAGGCAUCAAAAGACCCACAAAGUGUCCUCCUGUGAGAAAAGGACAAAAAGACAUCAGCUCAUCCAUCGUGGAGAUAAACCUUUCAACUGUGAACAGUCUUUUACUCUGAGAUGCAGCUUAAAAAAACAUCAGCUGAUCCACACCGGUGUGAAACCAUUCAGCUGUGAUCAGUGUGGGAUGUCUUUUACUCGGAUUGCUAGCUUGAAAUCACAUCAGCUGAUCCACAGCGGUGUGAAACCAUUCAGCUGUGAUCAGUGUGGAAAGACCUUUACUCAUAGAUCCAGCUUAAAAAAACAUCAGCUGAUCCACACCGGUGUGAAACCAUUCAGCUGUGAUCAGUGUGGAAAGUCUUUUACUCGGAGAUGCGUGUUAAAACAACAUCAGGUCAUCCACACGAAAUUUAAAGCUUUCAACUGUGAUCAGUGUGGAAAGACCUUUACUCAGAGAUGCAGCUUAAAACGACAUCAGGUCGUCCACUCUGGUACUAAACAAUUUGUAUGUGGUGACUGUGGAAAGUCUUUCUUCCAUAACAAAAAUCUGUUGAAGCAUCAAAAGACCCACAAAGUGUCCUCCUGUGAGAAAAGGGGCAGACCAAUGGGACAUUACCCUGUCAGGGUUCAUUUGAACACAGUGGGAGAAACAGGGGAUCUGAACAAAAGUUCUUCUGGAUGCUGCGUCAAACUUAAAAAGCUUGAGAUCAGGCUUCACAGAAUUCAGCUUUAAUUUCCUGAGAAAGUCAGAGCUUCACUAUGUCUUUGUAGAUCUAGUGAAAACAUGAAAGGGUGCAAAAAGAGGCACUGUGGUACUGCAUGAUGAAGUCAGAAGUGACAGAGAAGUAUGUGAGCGUGGUUCAGGACAUGUAUGUGUGGUAGCAGUGACUACCACACAUACUUGGGUUGAAGGUGGGGGGAGGAUUACAUCAAUUCUGAGUCCCUUCUUUCUUUUUCAAAGCGAGGGCAAUACUCAGGAAAGGAUGAUGACAAUAGAGCUGCAAGACUGGAUGGAAAGAAAAAGAGUUUAAAAGAAGAUCAUGAAUGUUGUGAAGCGAUUGAGCCGCGAUAGCAAAAUCUUAGCUUAUGGAGUUAGUUAUCCCAAUACAAGUUUAGCAAGUUACACUUUACUGGCUGCGUCCACAAACAGCAUACAGAGCAAACAUUACUCCAUCAUCUGAUCACAAGAAAAGCAAAAUGUCAGAAGAGUUCACUUUCUGGGUCAAACUGUCAGACCUGUUACUGUUUAUUUGGCUGUUCAUCGUGAGGUCAUUAUCAGUGUCAGUGCUGUGCCACUUCUAUUGUAACUCACAUGAAAUGUGUUUUAAAUGGGCUCUAUUAUCUUACAAUAUUGUGUGCAGUGUUGGUCAAGUUACUUGAAAAAAGUAAUCAGUAACUAAUUACUGAUUACUUAAAA